AUGACCGAGCAGCCUCAGUUGACCCUCUACCGGGGGUUCCCGGGGUUCGACGAAUAUACCUGGUCGCCUUUUGUCACGAAAAUGGAACUUUGUCUACGUGUCUCUGGGCUUGAAUAUACCAAGGAAGCUGGAUCGGUUCGUGAUGCUCCGCGCGGCAAGAUCCCAUACCUGAAAUUUGCACAACCCGAUGGAUCGGAUCCUGAAAUACUCUCCGACUCGAGUAUGAUGAUUCGACAGUUGAUUGGGAAAGGACUGAUUGACGAUUGGAAUGCAUCUCUAAAUCCCUCGCAAAGAACACACGAUCUAGGCCUACGUGCCGUACUGGAAGAAAAGUUAUACUUCCUGACCGCACAUGAGAAAUGGUUUGAGAACUACUAUACCAUGCGAGACCACGUAUUAGGAUCUAUACCUUACCCUAUGCGUGUUGGAGUAGGAUUGGUGGUGUACAGGAACAUGACUCAAACACUCCAUGGUCAGGGAACACUUCGCUUUACAAAUGAUGAGAUUGCCACGAUGCGGAAGGAUAUCUGGGAAGAGAUAAAUGCCUUGCUGGUCGCGUCGAAGUCUGCAUCAAUGAACACUGAGGACUCCGAGCCUUUUUGGUUGCUUGGCGGAAAUGCACCGACUGAAUCAGAUGCGGCUUGCUUCGGCUUCGUCACUGCGGCUUUGACCUCCACUGCAUGCCCUAAGGCGCAAAAGGUCGUCAAAAGUCUGCCCGUUGUGGUCGAGUAUGCGCGUCGGAUUCAUGAUCGAUUCUUCCCUGAAUAUGCACUCUGGAAUUGA
Penicillium nucicola is the source of this 783-nucleotide messenger RNA. RefSeq lists its product as uncharacterized. The transcript is spliced from 3 exons. Lineage: Eukaryota; Fungi; Ascomycota; Eurotiomycetes; Eurotiales; Aspergillaceae. The record is from RefSeq and is a predicted model, not a curated record. Bases 1 to 783 code for a protein of 260 amino acids.